Saccostrea echinata is the source of this 1441-nucleotide messenger RNA. RefSeq lists its product as uncharacterized. Bases 71 to 544 code for a protein of 157 amino acids. NCBI's taxonomy places the organism in Eukaryota, Metazoa, Mollusca, Bivalvia, Ostreida, Ostreidae. The transcript is spliced from 4 exons. The record is from RefSeq and is a predicted model, not a curated record.
AUAAUAUACACAUUAACAUUAUUUGGAAUCACUCCUCAUCUACUGCUGCCGAUCAACACCGGAUACAGUGAUGUCUCGCUCUUCCGUGUUUGGAGCUCAACAAAUCGCCACCAUGGACCAGCUGACUUGCACAGUCAGGGAUUCCAGUGCCAAAGUUUCAAGUAGUCUCUACGAGGCAGUUUGUCAACUUCGAGGGCAGGAAUCAGGGGAAAAUUUAUCCUCCCCUCAAUACGUCACACCUUACCUGGAAGAUGUUAAGGAAACCUUUAUUAUGGCCGUGGAGCACACCUGUCUCUUGAUUGCAGGAAUAUUAAUGCUUAUCACCAUUAUUAUUCUGAUAGUGGGGACCAUCAUAGUCUCGUGCUGUUCUCGCGACGACGAGAUUGACUACAGAAUGAUUCCCCAAGGUGACUGGCACCCGGAGCAUCUGGACUAUGACAAUAUUUUAGACCUAUUACAAAGUAUUCAGAAAAGCAAGAAAUUUCAAAAUUUACAGGAAUUCUUAGCCCAAGGAAAACAUUUAGUUCAUUUAAACGACAGCUGAUGUAAAUUUCAAUCCGAAUUCAUUGAUUAUACAUCAAGUUAAACAUAACAAAGAAUCGGAUUGGAGACUGAGCAAAUGUCCUUUCAAAUGAAGCCAGCUUCCAUCUUCUCAGGGAUUUAUAAACUUGUCGACUGUUCCUGUAAACUUGUCGACUGUUCCUGUAAACUUGACAACUGUUCCUGUAAAUUUGUCGACUGUUCCUGAAACCUCUCUCAGGUUGUUUUUCAUUCCCUCCAUGAAAUAAACUGAGUUCUGUAGGAUUCUUACAGUUACAAGCUGAAACUUUCGUUUAAAUUAUUGGUAUUUAAAUGAAAUCAGACACUGUAUAAUCAUGUUCGCUAUCCAUCAAUUUGGUGAUGCUCAAAGAAAUCCACUUUUUUGGUGCUUUAGGAUAAACAUAUUGUAUGAGUGCUUUUGUUCUUGAUAAUAUUCCGCAUAAGCAAACAUUUUACAACGUUUCAUUGUUUUAUAUAUACACAUUAUAUUUUGAUGAACAAUUGAAUUGAUUACAUUAAUUUAUAUUCCAUUGUUAUAGUCGCCAUAAUAUCUGGCACAAUGUGUCAUGUUUCAGAAUUUCAAUUUAUACGAGUUCACAUCAAACAUCGUUGCUAUGGUCGACUGCGAACUAUGACCUUAAAUUUAACCAUGCAAAUAUUGAUGUUGAUAACAAUGAUCAUGAUGUUUAAGAUGCGGUUUGAUGAUGUUAUGUAUAAUACUUCAGAGCUAAUUGAAAUUGAAGCGCUGAUUUUUUUAAUUAGUAUUGUUAAAUCAGCGCUGACUAUGGCCGAAAGUUUCUUUUUUUGUUUUUACUAAUUGUAAUAUAUAAUAAUUGUUAUGAUUUAUUACAUGUUACUUUGAAAGAAAACGUUCAAUAAAUACCAUUUUAUCUGUUACAAA